GGAACGAUUAAAGGAGAACCUAUUUGUUUACAUAGAUCCGAAGUUGAAAUAUUUUCAGUUUCUCUGACAUCUUCUGGUUUCAAAAUUAGCCAGGGACUUUUUACUAUUUAAUAACUUACAAACAGUGAAAAGCCUUUCAAUUGUCUUGUUUAGUUAGCUCUCUGGAGCAGGUUUUCCGCUUACUACGAGGGUAGCUAGCUCGAUGUUAGCAGCAAUCUAUCGCUUGCUAUGCAUUUCACGAUGGACGACAGACUAUAAAAUUUGACCUCCGAUGUUAUAAACAAAUUGAAAGGUUGUUAUUUGCAGUUUUACAAAAAUGGAUAUCAGUCUAACAAUUUCCCUAAUGCGGGGACAGAUGGGUACCGUGAUAGAGAGAGCGGUUAGUGCCGCUGUUGAGACGGUGUUGGGAGAGAUGCUUAGAGUGGUCGGCAUUAAAUUCGACGAGCUGAAGAUGGAGGUAGUAGCUAAAGAGAAAGAGGCGGAGAACAUAAGACAGAUGCUGGAGAUAUCCCGAUCUCAGAUGAAGACCAUGCGGAAACACAUGAACGCUCUGGGUGAGCACGCGCACUCUGCCACUUAUCAGACCUACCGGACAGCAUUCGGCCAUUCUGAUCCCCGCAGAAUUCACGGUUCCUCCGAGGCCGCACUGUCCUCGGGUUUACCACAGCCGCCGAGAAGGACGGUUCCAAACAACAACCAAAUUCCCACUACAAAUGGAAACGUACAGGCAAGGAAUCGAGUCACCAUCACCAUACCCUCUGAUAAUUUGGUCAGGGCCACCCAGCCCUCUGAUAAUUUGGUCAGGGCCACCCAGCCCUCUGAUAAUUUGGUCAGGGCCACCCAGCCCUCUGAUAAUUUGGUCAGGGCCACCCAGCCCUCUGAUAAUUUAAUCAGGGCCACCCAGCCCUCUGAUAAUUUAAUCAGGGCCACCCAGCCCUCUGAUAAUUUGGUCAGGGCCACCCAGCCCUCUGAUAAUUUGGUCAGGGCCACCCAGCCCUCUGAUAAUUUAAUCAGGGCCACCCAGCCCUCUGAUAAUUUGGUCAGGGCCACCCAGCCUUCUGAUAACUUGGUCAGGGCCACCCAGCCCUCUGAUAAUAUGGUAAUCGUUAGGGCAACAUCAACAUCCUUUGACAGUCACGAUGAUCUGACAACUGUGAUCUCCCAGACUCUGGAGGACCGGACAUUGACACCCACUGUCUCUGCAAUGAAUAGUUCAUCAGAGCAUCUGGAACCUUUGAAAGAGGAGCCCCCAGCCCUCCUGGACCCCGAGGUGUCUAAUGAGAGCCAGAGGAGGGAGGAGGAAGAAGAGUGUCAGGCUGAUUGGACCAUAAGUACACAGCCACCAGAGACCAGCACAGACCCUGGGGCCCAGCUGGUCCUCUCCCCUCCCAGGACUGACGGAGCAGACUGCUCUGCCAGGAGUGUACUGCCAUCCUCCCAGCCCCUGUCCCAGUUCCAAGUGAAAGAGGAGGAAGCUGAGGUGGAGAUCAUCUGUAUCAAACAGGAACCAGAGGAGGUGGAGACCCUGCUGAUAAACCUGGCUGCCGAAGGCUUCAACUCUCAGGGCAACCUCCUCCUGGACAGUCAUAGGACCAUCCCAGGCUCUCAAAGCCAGAGGGAUAGGAGAGCACCCCGUCCACCACAGAGCCAGAGGACCUUAGCAGAGAAUACACCCUUCACCUCAGCCGACUCUUGUUCAUAUGGGCUGUCCCAGGCAGUGAUGUCCAUGUCAGGAGUUGCUCCCAGGCCCAUGGUGCGUCCGUGGCCCAAGGACCUGAGUCUGUACGAGGAGUUUAAAAUGAGACGAACUGAGCUGAGGAGGAGGAGCCAGACCCGUCAGAGGGAGAUGGAGAAGAACCUUCCCCAGCCUCUAUUAGCUGACCUGGUGAAGGAGAGACGGGAGAAGACCCGGCUCAGAGUGGCCCGCUGGAGAGCCAAGAGGAAGCUGCAGGCCUGUCUACUGACUCAGAUGACCCAACAGACACAACACCAACAGACUGGACCGGGACUGGGCCAGGUGAAUAGUGUGAACAGUGGGCUGGGGAAUCAUAGCCAGAUUAGCCACCCCACACAACACAAAACCACAGGCCCCACUCAGACUCCGCAGAGGAACAGUGCUGCCAUCUCUCAAUCGCAGUACAAUAACAGUUUUUUGUACAACAGAAGUCACUGUGAGACUGGGGCUGGUAACGUUAACUACCCUCCUCUCCAGUUCAACUCCUCCUCUCUAAUGCUGGGACAACAUGGAGGACACAAUAUGGUGGAGCACAAUAUGGUGGAGCACAUUUUGCAGCCUACAAUGACAUCAUCCUCACAGCAGGGCCUCUCCCUGACAGACUCUGAGCUCUACCAGUAACAAGGGAUCAUGGGUAUUCAAAUCUUACCCAACAAGUUCUGGAUUACUGCUGUUUUUUGUUGUUGUUCUACCUGAUAAUGAAUUACACCCACCUGGUGUCCCAGGUCUAAAUCAGGCCCUGAUUAGAUGGGAAUCACCCACCUGGUGUCCCAGGUCUAAAUC
Oncorhynchus gorbuscha (pink salmon) is the source of this 2518-nucleotide messenger RNA. RefSeq lists its product as uncharacterized. The transcript has 3 exons. Gene Ontology annotation, biological process: leukocyte tethering or rolling; hemopoiesis. The coding region runs from base 317 to 2356 and encodes 679 amino acids. Gene Ontology annotation, cellular component: plasma membrane. The record is from RefSeq and is a predicted model, not a curated record. Lineage: Eukaryota; Metazoa; Chordata; Actinopteri; Salmoniformes; Salmonidae.